This is a messenger RNA of Zea mays, 686 nucleotides long. RefSeq lists its product as uncharacterized. The transcript has 4 exons. Lineage: Eukaryota; Viridiplantae; Streptophyta; Magnoliopsida; Poales; Poaceae. The record is from RefSeq and is marked provisional. Bases 213 to 572 code for a protein of 119 amino acids.
CGCUCCAAGGUCAGGCAACACCGUGUUUAUUAAGGGCUUUGACACCUCUGGUGGAGAGGACCAGAUCCGCACCGCUCUUGAAGAGCAUUUUGGAUCAUGUGGAGAUAUCACCCGGAUUUCAAUUCCAAAGGAUUAUGACACUGGUGUAAGCAAAGGAAUGGCGUACAUGGAUUUCAAGGACCCAGAUUCCUUGAAUAAAGCAUACGAGUUGAAUGGAACCGACCUUGGUGGCUACAGCUUGUAUGUCGAUGAAGCCAAGCCGAGACCUGAUAACAGCGGUGGCUUCAGUGGUGACAGGGGUGGUGGCAGAGGGAGGAGUGGCGGCUUCAGUGGUGGCAGAGGAGGGAGGAGUGACAGGGGGCGUGGUGGUAGCCGUGGGCGUGGAUUUGGAGGCCGUGGUGGAAGGGGUGACAGAGGCCGUGGUGGAAGGGGUACGCCUUUCAGACAGACCGCUGGUACAGCUAGUACAGGAAAGAAGACCACCUUUGGUGAUGACGAUUGAAGAUCCAUGGCUGGCUAUUAUAGUGAAAAACGCAAACUAUAUUGUACCGUUCAGACCUAUUGUUAUCUGAGGCUGUACUGCUUUUUUGCUUGAUAAUUCGACAAUUGUUUUUACCAUUUUUAACAUUUGGUGCUAUCAAAGACAUGACUUUUUAAGUUUUUAUAAUAUGAGUAGCGGCAAGUUC